Molecule: messenger RNA, 1437 nt
Organism: Fusarium oxysporum Fo47
Lineage: Eukaryota; Fungi; Ascomycota; Sordariomycetes; Hypocreales; Nectriaceae
Exons: 2
Coding region: 1-1140 (379 amino acids)
Source: RefSeq, a predicted model, not a curated record
AUGAUUUCCCGCCAGCGCGCGAAGGAGGAGCGGCAACGCGCCGAGGAAGCGGAGAGAGAACGGCAGGAGGAGCGACAACGCGCCAGAGCGUCAGAAGAACAAGCACGACUCACGGCACUUGACAAAUACAUUGCAGUUUGCUAUGCCUCCGUUUUCUCUCGCUUCGCCAUCGAACCAGAUCCAAAACUGAUUUCGAGGGGCUCCAUCACAAAUCCGCGUGACAAGUGGUGGCCCAAAAAUCUGAGGCCAUGGCCCGACUUCCUUGAUCAACAGAAGUUUAGGUUCGGCACACUUUACGAUACAAACCCUACCGAAAGCCACGUUUUCGAAAACCGAAAUUUCUUGGCCGGCUUGGGGAACAGGAUCUCUCAACGGCCAAUAGCAGACGAGAAGACGCUCGAAUAUUUCCUACAUAAUAGCGUGGAGGAUCCGGUCAGAGCCAUCAUACAGCAGCUCAAACAGGUGGAGGAGGUCAGCAGGGCCUUUCGGAUCGGAGAUGGUGUCGUCUUUGAGAACCAUCCCCAUGCCCUCAGCGACGUCUCUGAGGAAUUCGUGGACAGGGAGACACCAUUGAUACCACCACGGACGUCGGACCAUCGAAGAGAUCUCAAGCAGCUGCGACCGGAUCAGAUCUGCGUCUAUCGAUCCGACAACACCUUGUCCUCCCGGCGCACCAUGGUUUACGUUUCCGAGUAUAAGCCGCCUCACAAGUUGACCGCUCCGCAUCUUCGUCUCGGUCUCCGCGCCAUGGACAUCCACGAGGAAGUUGUGAACCGAAGGACGAUUCCAACUUCUGUAGACCCUGACGCGCGUUUCCAGUACCACGCGGAGAAGCUGACGGUAUCUGCCAUCACGCAGACAUAUCAUUACAUGACCGACAGUGGCCUUGAACAUGGUCUUCUUACUACUGGCGAGGCCAUUAUGUUUCUCAAAGUUGACUGGGACGAGCCUGAGAGUGUACUAUCACCUAGCAGAGCCUGGUCCGGAGGCGUCGGCACAUCCAAACAACCUCCAUAUAUGCAUGGCCGUCGGUCAAUAUCUAGGGUUCACCCUUAUAGCUCUCGGUUCGCCUGGAGAACGAUCGGGGAAUUGGCAGGAGGAACGUCUAUAAGCUAUGAAGGACUUGAAGACGUGGGCUGAGGACUUCGAAUGUAGCAGCGGCCUAAUAUGUACGCAUUGGAUUUUGCUGUUGUCGGACGUGCCGAGCGAUGUUAGUUUGCGGUACAACGCCACACCAUUUGCAAACAAUGAUACGCCAAGAAUGGCCGUAGUGAAAGAGAUCCUGGAGUUCCAUAGCGAAAGGCGGUUGAUUUCGAUCUGCCGUUGGAUGAAAUCAAUUUGAAAGUAGUAUUGGAUACAAAUCUCAAAUCAAGCUACGAUAAAGGGUCUCGAUAAUAAAAGCAACCCAGUAAACGCGUUCAGGAAAAGGGAAGGUUA